Messenger RNA from Arachis duranensis, 1498 nucleotides. Its product is annotated as UDP-rhamnose/UDP-galactose transporter 6. The record is from RefSeq and is a predicted model, not a curated record. Gene Ontology annotation, molecular function: UDP-galactose transmembrane transporter activity; antiporter activity. Gene Ontology annotation, cellular component: Golgi apparatus. The transcript has 6 exons. Lineage: Eukaryota; Viridiplantae; Streptophyta; Magnoliopsida; Fabales; Fabaceae. The coding region runs from base 136 to 1104 and encodes 322 amino acids.
UAAUCUUGGUGUAUACGAGGCUUCUUUGUUUGUUAAGUGACUUGACUGGGGCGAUGCACAUCAUUUAAUUUGGAUGGUAUGUUAUGGAGAUUAGUUAGAAAAGGCCAGUGAUAAAGUUUUUAGAUCAGAAAAAACAUGGCUCCAACUAGCAAGGCUGAAAAAAAGGCUGCAGCAGAUGCAGCUGCAUGGAUGUUCAAUGUUGUCACUUCUGUUGGAGUUAUCAUUGUAAACAAAGCUUUGAUGGCCACUUACGGAUUCAGUUUUGCUACUACGUUAACAGGUCUGCACUUUGUUACUACAACUUUGAUGACGCUCGUACUAAGGAUAAUGGGAUACGUCCAGCCCUCUCAUUUACCCUUGCCAGAGCUUCUGAAAUUUGUUCUAUUUGCUAACUUCUCUAUUGUCGGAAUGAACGUUAGUUUAAUGUGGAACUCGGUUGGAUUCUAUCAAAUUGCUAAGUUGAGUAUGAUCCCUGUAUCCUGCCUAUUGGAAGUUGUUUUUGACAAGAUUCGGUAUUCAAGACACACGAAACUGAGCAUAUGUGUUGUUCUUUUGGGAGUUGGUGUUUGCACUGUGACUGAUGUGAGUGUGAACACAAAAGGAUUCAUUGCUGCCUUUAUAGCAGUGUGGAGCACUUCUUUGCAACAAUAUUAUGUUCAUUUUCUUCAACGGAAGUAUUCGCUAAGUUCUUUCAACCUAUUGGGACACACAGCACCUGCACAGGCUGCAUCUCUACUGUUAAUAGGACCUAUACUAGAUUAUUGGCUAACAAGCCAACGAGUCGAUAAAUAUGACUACAACACUACUUCUUUGAUGUUCAUAAUUUUGUCAUGCACUAUUGCUGUUGGUACCAACCUCAGCCAAUUCAUCUGCAUCGGAAGAUUCACUGCCGUCUCUUUUCAAGUACUGGGACAUAUGAAGACAAUACUUGUUCUAAUCAUGGGAUUCUUCUUCUUUGGGAAGGAGGGUCUUAAUCUCCAAGUUGUUCUUGGGAUGAUCAUAGCUGUGGUUGGAAUGAUUUGGUAUGGCAACGCGUCAUCGAAGCCCGGCGGAAAGGAACGUAGGAGUCACUCCCUUCCUACCAGCAAAACAGAAACAAGAUAGUUUGACAUCAUUCACUAAUUUUGGUGUUUUAGUGGUUUCAUAUUCAAAAGUUGAGCAUACAAAAGAUUAGUCGAUAUUAGGAAAGUAUUCUUAAUUAUUUGAAAGUAUAAACUUCAUUGGUUCCAAUUGCCUCCAACCACAUUGUAAUUCUUAAAUAUUUGAUUUCUUGUUUUGGAUUCUGAGGUAUAUUGGGUGUCUCCUUAUAGUUCUUGGUUCUUGGAAAAAGAAUCUCAUCUUUACCAUAAUUAGAAGAAUAUAUUUAUAUUCUUUCAUGACAAAUCAUUUGUAAUAUGUACUUUGAUAGUGUGCAUUUUUGAGAUUGGUUUUGUGAUUCAUUUAUGAAGAAGCACAUGAAGGCAUGUGAAGAUAUCAUAAAAGCUUCUUAUCUUUUGAA